AUGUCUGCGCUUCCACGGCUCUAUGUCCAGUGCAACCCGCUCCUAGACGUAUCUGCCUCUGUGGAUGACGCCUUCUUUGAGAAGUACAAGGUGAAGAAGGCGUGUGCCUGCUUGAUGGAGGAGGCUCAGAAGGGCAUCUUCGAAGACCUAGAGCAGCAGCCCAACGUGGCCUACGUCCCCGGCGGCUCCGGUCUCAACACCGCCCGCGUGGCGCAGUGGAUCGCGCAGGCCCCCAACAGUAGCUUCGUCAACUACGUCGGGUGCGUUUCGGACGACAGGUAUGGCAACAUCCUGAAGGAUGCCGCGGAGAAGGAUGGCGUGAGCAUGCACCUCGAGUACACUACGAAAGCCCCCACCGGCUCGUGCGCCGUGUGCAUCUCCGGCAAGGAGCGCUCGCUAGUGGCGAACUUGUCCGCAGCGAACUUGCUCUCCACGGAACACAUGCGCAGCAGUGAUGUCGUUGAGACGCUGAAGAGCUGCCAGCUCUACUACCUUACCGGUUUCACGCUGACGAUUGACGUGAGCUACGUGUUGCAGGUGGCGGAGGCGGCCCGUGCGUCGGGUGGGCAGUUCAUGAUGAACCUUUCGGCUCCCUUCUUGCUGCAGUACUUCACAGAGGGCUUCAACAAGGCGGUGCCGUACCUCGACGUCCUCUUCGGUAACGAGGUCGAGGCCAAGGUACUUGCGGAUGUCAUGAAAUGGGACCUCACUGACAUCUCCGAGAUAGCUAGGAGGGCCGCGACGGAGCUGCCGUACAACGGUACUCGCGACCGCCUUGUUGUCUUCACGCAGGGUAGCGAGGAGACGGUGUACGCUACUCGCAGUGGCAAGACCGGCUCCUCCGUGGUGCAUCCCGUCGAGCAGGACAGCAUUGUAGAUCUGAACGGUGCCGGUGACGCUUUCGUCGGUGGCUUCCUCGCCACGUAUGCAAUGGGCCGCAGCAUCGAGCGGUGCUGCGAGGUGGGUAAUUACGCUGCCGGUGUCAUCAUUCAGCACAACGGCUGCACCUAUCCCGAGAAGCCGUUGAUCACUCCUUGA
Leishmania braziliensis MHOM/BR/75/M2904 is the source of this 1038-nucleotide messenger RNA. RefSeq names its product putative adenosine kinase. Gene Ontology annotation, molecular function: adenosine kinase activity. NCBI's taxonomy places the organism in Eukaryota, Euglenozoa, Kinetoplastea, Trypanosomatida, Trypanosomatidae. Bases 1 to 1038 code for a protein of 345 amino acids. The record is from RefSeq and is a predicted model, not a curated record. Gene Ontology annotation, cellular component: cytosol; nucleus. The transcript has a single exon. Gene Ontology annotation, biological process: purine ribonucleoside salvage.